GGUCAGUCUGUUUUUGCACAACACGAGGGCAACACGUACAUAGAUAGGUCGCGAGUGGCUAUAAACAGUAAGCGGCUGAAAGCGAAUUGAAAAGCAAAAGUGAGCAAGGAAAGAAGAAUAACAAAAACAACAACGCAAUGGAGUUUAACAAUCGUUUGCUGCUGAAGAUCAUUGAGUUGGCCAUUGCCAUUGCCUGUGUGGUGCUCUACGAGACGGUUGGCGACAUGAGCAAGCGUCCAUUGAUCGUCUGCGGAACCAUCGGAGGUUACACCGUCAUCUGUGGCAUUCUCCUAAUCGGACACGUGCUGGGAUCGGUAAUUGAGAAGCGUUUGAAUGCGUUAAUCUCGCUGAUCGGUUGCGUGCUGUUUGUGGCAUCGGGGGCACUUGUUAUUGACGAGUGGCACGAUACGCAUGCCUACUAUGGUGAUCGCAAGCGUUAUUCGAUCGCAGCCGGCUCCCUCAUGAUCAUCAAUGGCGCCGUCUUUCUGCUCGAUACGCUCUCCAUCUGCAGAACGUAAGGCCCGAAAAUAACAACAGCAAAAAGAAGAUCAACAGAGCUGCUUGUUUUUUUUUUUAUACUAUACAAAAUUCUCAUGGCUUCUGUGUUUGGGGUCAUCGCGCGGAAUAUGAAUCUGAUGUAAACUCUACGAUUAUCAUAUUAUAUACUAUAUACAAAAACACACUCACAUAUUUACACUUACUAUAUGUAAUACUUUUUUUUUAUAUAUCUACUAUGUGUAGCACUUAAGUGAAACUCUAAUUCGCACAAAAAACAAAACAGCGUUUGCUAAACAUUUACGAUGAAAUUGUUCACAGGAAUCCAUGAAAACAAAUAUAUAUACUAUAUCUAUGCUA
Molecule: messenger RNA, 855 nt
Organism: Drosophila albomicans
Lineage: Eukaryota; Metazoa; Arthropoda; Insecta; Diptera; Drosophilidae
Product: protein snakeskin
Exons: 3
Coding region: 138-518 (126 amino acids)
Biological process (GO): septate junction assembly
Source: RefSeq, a predicted model, not a curated record